CCAGCUUAUUAUCGUGCCAUCAUUUUAUACACAGAUACCAACCAUGGAAAACAAAUCCUCAGUUCACUGCACAAAAGAGCAAUCGAAGGAAACUCUCUUUACAUCUGUGGUGUACAGGAUUCCUUCUCUAAUCUACCUCGGAGACGACAAGAUCCUGUCCUUUGCAGAGCGCAGGAAGACUACAAAUGAUGCCAGCACAGUGGCGCUGGACAUGAGAACAGGAAAGGUGAACAGGAAUAAGGGAACCGAUCCUAAGGUGACGAUUAAGUGGUCGGAUCUAAAUCCAGUUAAGGAGGCACAUCUUCGUGGAUGCCGUCCUAUGAACCCCUGCCCGGUGUAUGAGAAGAAAAACAAAACACUGUUCCUGUUCUUCAUCUGUGUCAAAGACGGAGUCACAGAGCGUGAACAGAUAAAGUCCGGCAAAAACCAGACUCAUCUCUGCUACAUCAAGAGCACUGAUGAUGGCCAAACCUGGAGUGAGGUGACUGUAUUCACUGAAAAUAAGUUGGUUGAAAUCAAGCACUGGGCCACAAUGGGUGUUGGGCCCGGCCAUGGUAUUCAAAUGGAGAGUGGUCGAUUGAUUGUCCCACUUUAUGCUUAUUAUCGUAAAAACUCUUCUCCCUUCUCCCUCUGCCUGUACAGUGAUGAUCAGGGUAAAUCUUGGACACUGGGCAAAAAACUUACAAUGAAAUCAAAUGAAUGUGAAAUGGCAGAGGUGUUUGAUGAUACAGACAACAGCAUACUCUUCUGCAAUGCUCGUCUUCCAGGGCAUCAUGUAGGGUGUGACGUAGGGCAUCGAAUAGAAGCUUUCAGUAAAAGUGGAGGAGAAGAGUUUGGUACUGCCAAUUCUGUUGUAAAACUUUUGGACACAGGCUGUCAGGGAAGUGUAGUCUCCUUUCCAGAUCAAAGUAAAGUGCAGCCAGUUCAUAACAAGUGGCUCCUCUACAGCCACCCGACUGAUAAGCACAAAAGGGUUAAUUUAGGAGUGUAUCUGAACAAAUCCCCACAAGAUCCAACAAAAUGGAGCAAACCCUUGAUCAUCAACUAUGGACCCAGUGGUUAUUCAGACCUGGCUUACAUUGAUGAUGGUUGGUUUGUUUGUUUAAUGGAGUGUGGGGAGAAGACAGAAGUUGAGCAGAUAGCAUGUGAGAUUUUUAGCUACAAUGAUGUGGAGCAGGCCAUUGCAAAGUAGUCUGAGGUGAAGCCUUCUGACUAAACAGCAGAGAGAAAAUCAGGGAUGCAGCUUCUGUUAAUUACAUCCCAAAACUAUUGAACAAACUACCUUAAGAUAUCAGGGAAGCCAGUUCACUAAAUAUUUUUAAGAGAAAGCGAAAAAACGUAUCUCUUCACUUUAGCUUUUAAUUAGCUCUUCUAUCAGUUACUAC
Molecule: messenger RNA, 1385 nt
Organism: Scomber japonicus (chub mackerel)
Lineage: Eukaryota; Metazoa; Chordata; Actinopteri; Scombriformes; Scombridae
Product: sialidase-3-like
Exons: 2
Coding region: 44-1192 (382 amino acids)
Biological process (GO): oligosaccharide catabolic process; ganglioside catabolic process
Cellular component (GO): lysosome; membrane; cytoplasm
Molecular function (GO): exo-alpha-sialidase activity
Source: RefSeq, a predicted model, not a curated record